Molecule: messenger RNA, 4881 nt
Organism: Lineus longissimus
Lineage: Eukaryota; Metazoa; Nemertea; Pilidiophora; Heteronemertea; Lineidae
Product: poly [ADP-ribose] polymerase tankyrase-2-like
Exons: 2
Coding region: 91-4269 (1392 amino acids)
Molecular function (GO): protein binding
Source: RefSeq, a predicted model, not a curated record
AAUGUUGAGACUCGAUUUCAUAAUCAUAUUGCAACCCAAUUUUGCUGUCUAAGCACAAAAAAGGCUGAAUUUGCAAGAUGUGCUUUGAGAAUGCUUGAGAAACGUCUUCGCGGUGCUGCCAAGUCUGGUCGGCUGGCCCUGGUCAAAGGUCUCCUUCCGGUUGUCCGGGACGUGAACAGUAGAGAUGAAAAUGGGAGGUCCGCCCUGUGGUGGGCAGCAAGAAACGGACACUCAAAUGUUGUGACGUCAUUGGUGAGAAAAGGAGCAGACGUCAAUGCAAAAGAUACAGACAAGUGGUCGCCAUUGUUCGCAGCAAUUGAUGCCAGACAUCUUGAUGUUGUGAAAAUAUUGGUAGGUUACGGGGCGGAUUUGGAAGCUGAAGAUGACGGGGACAAUUCUGCGGCUAACUUUGCUGCAGGACACGGCCUUUCAGAUAUAUUGGAGUUUCUCCUCACUGCUGGCGCUAAUCUGGAGCAUUCGAAUAGUACGUUGGACACGCCCUUGAUAUGUGCUGCGAUAGAUGGUCAUAGAGAUGUGGUCAAUAUGCUGUUGAAUAUGAAGGCUAAUAUCAAAGCCCAGAACCAAAAUGGAUACAGCUGUUUGCAUUGCGCAGUGACUAAAUCGCAUUGUGAUGUUGUUUCUCUGCUAAUCGCAAAAGGAGCUGAUAUAGAAUGUAAAGACAAUGGUUUGUGUACACCUUUGGGACUUGCUAGUCUCAUGGGAAACACGGGGCUAGCUCGCAUCUUACUCGAAGCUGGAUGUUACGUAAAUAGCGAUGACGUGGACGGCAACACUGUUUUGGGUAAAGCAGUGAUCGAAGGACAUAAAGACUUGGUUGAAUUACUCCUUCAAUUUGGCGCUGAUUUCGCAGAACGGAACAUGGAUGGUUACCGGAGCUUGCAUUUAGCGGCGAUUCAAGGUUACAGGGAGAUUGCAGAGAUUUUGAUCGACGCAGGGGCGGAUUUCGAUGGUCUUGAUCCGCGUGAUCGAAGUCCAUUGAUGUGCGCGUCAAUGAAUGGACAUCAUGAUGUGAUGAAAUUGUUGAUGGACCUGGGUGCACAUCUAGACCACAGGGACGAACACGGCAACGCUUCUCUGCACUAUGCCGCUUUGAAUGGACUACCUGAAAUUGCCAAAACAUUGAUAGGUGCUGGGGCCGACAUCGAGACAGGAAAUAUGAUGGGAAGCUCUCCCCUCUGCUGUGCAGCAAUUUGUGGGGAGACAGCUGUUGCAGAAGUGCUAAUCGAAGCUAGGGCCUGCUUAGAACAUCGGGACAGAAGUGUGACGGCAUAUCCAAUCGAAUGCCCCGACUCUCAUGAACUAACAUCCGAAUAUGUAGGGGGCACAACUCCCCUUGCCUCUGCCGCCUUUGGUGGACACGUCGACGUAUGUAAGCUCCUCCUAGAGGCAGGUGCGAAUGUUACCAAAGUGGACGAGUUCGGACAUUUCCCUUUAGAGCUUUCUAUCCGAGGUGGAAAGAUAGAAACUAUCGAACUACUCCUGAAUGUUGCUCUGGACCAAUGUAGUCGUGAUACGCCUUUUGAAUUUCAAAGGCUGGUAAACGAGGCAGUGAAAUACGGUUAUAAAAAUGUCCUGGAGCUGUUGGUACAGAAAGGAGCUGAUGUUGAGUUGAAGGAUCAGGUGAAUCAGUCAAUACUAAAUCUUUCCUCUGUCCAAGGUCACGUCAACAUUGCAGAGUACCUUAUUGACAUCGGCGCUGACAUUAGCACAAGGGAUCUCUUAGACAAUACUCCCUUGUUGCAUGCCUCUUUUUUCGGACACCUUUCAGUUGUGGAGUUACUUACCAGCAAAGGUGCGGACACGAACGCCGUAAAUAAAGAAGGGAGAGACGCCCUUUUCUGUGCUGCUCAAAAUGGCCAUUCCGACGUUGUCAGAUUUCUAGCGCAAUUGGGAAUGAACGUGAACAAAACUGAUAAUGUGGGUUGGUGUCCGUUAGGAGCUGCGGUGGGGCGCGGUCAUCUCGAAUGCGUCAAGGAGCUAGUGCAACUCGGGGCCAGACUUGACUUUAGGACGACGGACGAUAUAAACAGUGGACUCCUGCACGUUGCGGCUUAUGCAGGUUUGGUAGACAUCUAUCAGUUCUUACGAAUUGUCGGUCUCAAACAGGAGAAAGAUUCCGAAGGAAGGCUACCAGUAGACUGUUUCCCGUUUCAUGACAUCAUUGACUAUUCUGUUUUAGAUGUCGACGAAUCUGACCUAUCAGUAUUCCAAUUUGGGAGAAGUGACUCAGAGGCGUCAUUUCGUCAUAUAAUUCCAGAAGUGAACUUGUCCGAUUUAGCAAACCUAAGAGGUAUCGGCAAUGUCACAUCCAUUCCGAUUGGCGCCACCGAGAAGGUCAAUACAUUCGUUGAUAACUUUGUUGGGGAACGAGAGGAUAUCCAUCAAAGGUGCGGCAGCUCCGCAGAAGGGACUAAGGUUGGCCUGCCAGACGAGGUAGAUUAUAUGUUAAAGGAUUGCAUAGCAACUGUGGAAGCUAACUGUCUGAUUGAAUAUGGCGAUGGGUAUGUGGGCAUCGAUUUGGAGCGCGGACAAAACCGAGUGAAGACAAAUUCCAAGUACUCUGGCGACGAUCUUGACCUGCUCUCCAUUGAGUCCGAACACGAAACCGAUUGGAAUGACUAUGUUGUAGAAACUGCAGACGAAUUUGAUCUCGAUAUGCAAAACCAAGGGAAGAAAAAAUCUAAAUACUCUUGUGACCUGCUCUCCAGUGAGUCUAGACACGAAACCGAUUGGAAUGACUAUGCUGUAGAAACUGUAGACGAAAUUGAUCUCGAUACUCAAGACCAAGGGAAGACAAAAUCGAAAUACUCUUGCGACGCUGAUGGACUGCUGUCCUGCGAGUCCAAGCAAGAAACCCAUAGCAAUGACUAUGCUGUAGAUACUGGAGAAGAAAUUGAUCUACGGAAACAAAACGAAGGAAAGACAAAGUCUAAGCACUCUCCCAGGGCACUUGGAAUGCUCUCCAGUAAGUCCAGGCACGUAAUGCAUCCGAAUGACUUUGUUGUAGAGACUGGGAAAGUAUCUAACACCGGCCUCAAUCCGAACGAGAUGGAUCUUUCAAGACAAAAUCAAGGAAAGACAAAAUCUAAGUACCCUAUCAGCGCACUUGGAUGUCUCUUUAGAAAGUCCAGACACGAAAACCGUUCUAAUUACUUUGCUGUUCCGAACGAGGCGGAUCUUGCGAGACAUGACGAACUGAUAAAAUCUUGGCACCCCAUGUACUCUUGCAGUGUACUUGGACUGCUCUCCAGUAAGUCCAGACAUGAGACCCAUUGGAAUGACUUUAUUGAUCGGAUGUAUAACGAGGAAGUUGUGGUGUCCUUACCUCGAGCUGUCCUGGGUGGCGGUAAUGCCAGUACGCCCAUGUCGAUUCGUUGGCAGCAAAGUCCGCCUCGGACUGGAAGUAUCAUCGUUUCCAUUGACUUGGUACCAGUUCUCUCUAUUUCUGAUUGGCCUAACGAUUUCAUUCAGAAAACAUGGCUGAUGAACAGCCGGACUCUGCGUGGAAGCGGUUACAAGGUUGUCAUGAAGCCCCCACAUGAGGAGAGUGAUAUGGGGAAGCGUCUAGGGGAGGAGUUGCGGGUGCAGCUCUGGCGGAUUUCGUUUCCUCAUUUGGAAGUCGCUCAUAUCUCAAGUUUGGAGUCUCGGGUCAAGGAUGUAUACGUCACAGCCAAGUGCUUGAGAAACCCCGCCGUAUGCCGCAUUGUUCUCAGAGACAGCGAUGGCAAACUACAAUUUGUCAAUAAGUAUCUCACGAGUUACAUGUUGAAAACUGUCUUUAUGCACAACGUGGAGGCGUUCCUAAGCAAGAAUUUGAGUCUAGCAGAAAUGCUGAUGGUAUUGUUCAGUCAGUUGGAGGAUCAUUUAUCAAAGAGGUUCAUUCCUCUGUUCUGGGUUCCUAGGAUCAACCUUUUGGAAGGUCUGAACAUCGAUGUUGAAAAAGCACACCAAGUGGCAAAACUCAUGACGUCAUUUGUGCGAGAAAUGGUUUUGAGAGAUGGGAAAUAUCCACGAAUAACCGAUGACGCCAGUCGGCUGAAGGAUCUUGGGCGGACUCUGAAAGUCUUGACGAAGCAGAUCGAGUUUAUUGAUAAGCAAAUUGCUGAUGCGUCAGCACAAAAUCAAAGCGAAGAAGAUCAGAUGCAACUUAUUAAGAUGAAGGAGAUGUCCACUGAAUGUAAGGCGACGGCGAUCCAACUGAAGCAAGAGGUUGAUAGUGCGGAGAAGCAAGGAACAACGCCGGUGUAACCGAUAAACAAGUCCCAAAGAACUCGUGUCAUCACCGCCAUACAGUUUUGUUUGCGUCCAUAAUUAUUACCGUGAAAAACUGAAGACAUUUCCUUUGCAAUUAAAGUAUUACCUGUCUGCCCAAAGACAUUUUCUUAUCCUCCUCUAAAGUUCCCGCAAACGAGUAAUUUCUAUCGCGGCGACGAAAUAAACAAAGCUUAUUGGACGUAUCCAUAACAGUGGUUACAUAAUCAAUAGUCAUUUGCUCAUGGCUUCGUGGCAGGUCGCAGCGAUAGUAAUCGCUUCAGCGACGGAAUUUCGUUCAGGGAACUUCAACGCACGUUGGUCGUCUCAGUCUCCUAUCUGAUACGAACAUUCAGUUGAAUUAGGUGUGCACCGUAAGACAAAAAUACGCGCGGCUUAUGCGAUUGACACAUUAGAGAGUUUUUGCAAAUCCCCGAAACGCAAACGUGAACGCCUAUUUCAUUGUUGACUUCCUGAUAAUGAAGACGAACAAUGGGAUAUACGUUCACUUUGACAUUUCGGGGGCUUUGCGAAAGCUUCCUAACUCCCCGUAAUCUCAAAACAUAACAUGUUCAUUUCUUCUUGCGUGAUAAAUGAACAAAAUAAAAG